AUGGGAGCAACCCCCUUCCACCAUUCCAUCCUCGAGGUCCUGCUACCAAAGCACUUUGAUAAGCCGACGGAUAUGAGGUACGAUGGAACGCAUGACCCACAGGAGCAUCUAACGGCCUUCGAGGCCAGAAUGAAUUUGGAGGGGGUAGGCGAGGAAGUCAGGUGUCGCGCUUUCCCAGUCACCUUGGCGGGACCUGCAAUACUGUGGUUUAAUAGCCUCCCGCAAGGUUCUAUCGCCAGGUUUUUGGACAUUAGCUGUGCUUUCUUAGCCCAAUUUAAUACCCAAAUUGCGAAGGCGAAACACCCGAUCAACUUACUCGGGGUGACACAAAGGCCCGGCAAGCCGACUAGAAAAUAUUUGGACCGUUUCAACGAUGAGUGUUUGGAGAUUGACGGCCUAACCGACUCGAUGGCUAGUUUGUGUUUGAUGAACAGACUCCCGAAUGAGGAUUUCAGGAAGCAUCUCACCUUGAAGCCGGUGUGGAUGAUGCAGGAGAUCCAAAGCGUAGCCAGGGAAUAUAUCAACGAUGAAGAAGUCAGUCAAGUCGUGGCUGCCAACAAGUGGCAACCCUCCUACAAUCAACCUUGGCAUCACCGUGGCAGAGAAAGACAGAAGGAGCAUGCCAGAGACGACGGUCCGAGCAAGACAUCCAGGCCGUUUACUCGAGUCAAAAAGUUCACCAAUUACACCCCUCUCACCGUCCCCAUCAUAGAAAGCCCAGGCUACAUUAAGGAUGUUCAGAGGUUGUCAGGAAGGCUCACCGCACUGUCCCAUUUCCUCGGUGCGUUGGCUGCGAAAGCACUGCCAUUUUUCAACUUGAUGAGGAAGGGGAUAGCAUUCGAGUGGACCCCGGCAUGUGAAGAAGCGUUCAAGCAUUUCAAAGAGAUUCUUGCAGCACCACCAGUUCUCGGGAAGCCUUAG
Molecule: messenger RNA, 921 nt
Organism: Arachis stenosperma
Lineage: Eukaryota; Viridiplantae; Streptophyta; Magnoliopsida; Fabales; Fabaceae
Exons: 2
Coding region: 1-921 (306 amino acids)
Source: RefSeq, a predicted model, not a curated record